Vidua macroura (Pin-tailed whydah) is the source of this 1286-nucleotide messenger RNA. It is a transcript of the gene SHOX2, whose product is annotated as short stature homeobox 2. Bases 373 to 1248 code for a protein of 291 amino acids. NCBI's taxonomy places the organism in Eukaryota, Metazoa, Chordata, Aves, Passeriformes, Viduidae. Gene Ontology annotation, molecular function: sequence-specific double-stranded DNA binding; DNA-binding transcription factor activity, RNA polymerase II-specific. Gene Ontology annotation, cellular component: nucleus. The transcript is spliced from 5 exons. Gene Ontology annotation, biological process: regulation of transcription by RNA polymerase II. The record is from RefSeq and is a predicted model, not a curated record.
GCCGCGCUCGCCCGGGACCUCGCGCACGGUCCCGCGCCUAAUUAAAUUAAUUAGGGCGCAGCGCGCGGCGGGCGGGCGACGCCGUGGCCGCAGUGCCCCGCGGCGGGCGGGCGACCGGCGAGGACGGGAGGAAGGAAGGGAGGAAGGAAGGGGUCCAUUCAGAGCUCCGAGGGGAGGUAAUUCGCCGGGAACGAGGGGCCGGCUUUGCAAAGUAUAAAUAGUGCCACUUCAAUCGCGGCGUCGCUAUCAGACCCCGGGAGCCCUGCACGUCGGGCGGCACGGCCCGGCCCGGCUCGGCACGGCCCGGGGCGCCGCCGCCUCCCCGCCCCGUGGAUGCCCGCCCGGGGAGCCGGGGCAGCGCGCCCCUGAGCCAUGGAGGAGCUGACGGCGUUUGUCUCCAAGUCGUUUGAUCCCAAAGCCAAGGAGAAGAAGGAGCUCAUCACCUACCGCGAGGUGCUGGAGAGCGGGCCCCUGCGCGGCGGCGGCGGCGGCCCGCGGGAGCCCGGCGGGGCGGCGGCGGAGCCGGGCCGGGAGGACACGGGCAGCCCCGCGGCGCGGCCGGCCGGGCGCUCCCCGCCGCGGGAGCCCGACGCCGCCGCCGAGAGAGCGGCCGAGGCGGCCACCCCCAAGCUCAGCGACGUGUCCCCAGAGCUGAAGGAGCGCAAGGAGGAUGCGAAAGCGAUGGAAGACGAAGGGCAGACGAAAAUCAAGCAGAGGAGGAGCCGGACGAAUUUCACCCUGGAGCAGCUGAACGAGCUGGAAAGGCUUUUCGACGAGACCCACUACCCGGACGCGUUCAUGCGGGAGGAGCUGAGCCAGCGGCUGGGGCUCUCCGAGGCCAGGGUGCAGGUUUGGUUCCAGAACCGCCGGGCCAAGUGCCGCAAGCAGGAGAACCAGCUGCACAAAGGGGUGCUGAUCGGGGCCGCCACGCAGUUCGAGGCCUGCCGGGUGGCUCCCUACGUGAACGUGGGCGCGCUGAGGAUGCCCUUCCAGCAGGUGCAGGCGCAGCUGCAGCUGGACAGCGCCGUGGCCCACGCUCACCAUCACCUGCACCCGCACCUGGCCCACGCCCCCUACAUGAUGUUCCCCGCGCCGCCCUUCGGGCUCCCGCUGGCCACCCUGGCCGAGUCCGCCUCCGCCGCCUCCGUGGUGGCCGCCGCCGCCGCCGCCAAGACCACCAGCAAGAAUUCCAGCAUCGCCGACCUCCGCCUGAAGGCCAAGAAACACGCCGCCGCCCUGGGGCUGUGACCGCGCUGCUGCUGCUUUAUUAUUAUUUUUUUUUUUCU